AUGUCGAGCAGUACCGAGUCAACAAAAACAACCUUCGCGCAAAAAGCAUUCUUUAGACAACCCUUUUAUGCCAAAGAUGGCAAAACCAGAUUACCCCAUUACGUCGCCCAUCGCGGCUUCAAUCGUGUUUAUCCAGAGAAUACUCUGAGCGCAUUCCAGGCUGCGAUCGAUGUUGGUUGUCAGGGUAUUGAGACGGAUGUGCAGAUUUCCAAAGAUGGGGUUGUUGUUAUUUCACAUGAUGCAACGCUUAAUCGCUGUUUUGGAAUUGAUAAAAAGAUUAAUGAAUGUGAUUGGGAGUACCUCAGUACGCUCCGGACGAUACGUGAGCCUCGAGAAAAGAUGCUUCGGUUAAGUGACCUUCUGGAAUUUAUCAGCGCCGAGGGCAGGGAUCAUAUUUGGGUUUUGCUUGAUAUCAAGAGAAAUAAUCCUGCCAAUGUAAUCCUUCCGAAAAUCGCAGAGACUCUCAAGUCUGGUCCGUACUCAUCACAGCCAUGGAAUUUGAGAAUCGUAUUAGGAUGCUGGACUCCCACCUACUUCCCCAUCUGCAAAGAAUACCUCCCAGCCUUCCAACCCGCGGUAAUCGGCUUCAACAUCGUGGCUGCCAGAAAAGUCCUCCGCACCUUACCAGAAGUCUUAUUCAACAUCCACUUCAAAUCCGUCAAAGGCCCACUAGGCUAUGAUUUUAUUGACGCCGUACACAAACACAGAGACCCCGACAGUGACAACAACGAACCCCGGCUCAUCUUCGGCUGGACCAUAAAUGCUCCCCGGGACAUCCGCUGGGCGAUUCGCCACGGCUUUGAUGCCGUUUUAACCGAUGAUCCGGCUACAUGUAAACAAAUUAGCGAUGUAUGGGAUGACGCGUACUCUCAAAAGUACGAGCGAGAAGACAAUAAAGUCACGGUUGGAGAGAGGGUGUAUUUAACGCUUUGGGGGUUGUGGUUUGUGUUUUUCGGCUGGGUUUUCCCGCUGUUGUAUCCUUAUUUACAGCGGUUUUUGGUGGAGAGGCCGGCUGUGAAGAGUAACAUUAGAGGCAGCUCGGAAAGGACUUGACAUUGGCCUAAGAAUGAAGGUUUUGUUGUGUAUAUAUUUUUUAUUGAUGCUUACGGUGUACAUAGUGUGAGCAAACGCUAGCGAUCGAGG
Molecule: messenger RNA, 1143 nt
Organism: Talaromyces stipitatus ATCC 10500
Lineage: Eukaryota; Fungi; Ascomycota; Eurotiomycetes; Eurotiales; Trichocomaceae
Product: glycerophosphoryl diester phosphodiesterase family protein
Exons: 4
Coding region: 1-1053 (350 amino acids)
Biological process (GO): lipid metabolic process
Molecular function (GO): phosphoric diester hydrolase activity
Source: RefSeq, a predicted model, not a curated record